Molecule: messenger RNA, 3466 nt
Organism: Anopheles darlingi
Lineage: Eukaryota; Metazoa; Arthropoda; Insecta; Diptera; Culicidae
Product: protein artichoke-like
Exons: 1
Coding region: 42-3410 (1122 amino acids)
Molecular function (GO): protein binding
Source: RefSeq, a predicted model, not a curated record
UGUUCACUGGCAAUAAUGGCAACCUUAUUCGUCUACUCGACAUGCAACAGUGCGACAUACAACGCGUGGAUCCGUCUUCUUUUGAUCAGGCGCACGAGCUAAAAGAGUUGCAUCUUCCCCGGAACCGUAUCUCGAGACUACCGAACCACUUGUUCCUCAACGCAAGCAAACUCGAGAGAAUCGAUUUCGGAUGGAAUCGCAUCGUCGAAGUUGAGGAACAGGCCUUUCAAGGUCUCACAGAACUCGUAACGCUCCAAUUAUCACGCAAUCACAUCAAGAUGCUGCCUGCCAAACUGUUCGCUGGAAUGAAGCACCUCACGAAUCUGAACAUCGAUCAUAAUCGUAUCGAGUUGCUGGCUGAUCGUUCGUUCGAGGAUCUGUCGUCGUUGAAGGAACUUUAUCUUAGUUACAACUUUCUCCAGAACCUCACCGACAGUUCAUUCGUUGGCUUAACGGCACUUAGAACGUUGGAACUACGAUCGAACCGAAUUGCCACCAUCGAACGCAACACAUUCACUCCACUGAAGAAUCUGAUUCAUCUGCGGUUGCAGGAUAACAUGUUGCAAACGAUCGCACCGAAAGUGUUCGUUCCGUUGAGCAAGCUUAAGGAACUCGAUCUCGAGCGGAAUGUGUUGGAAACAUUGUCAGAGAUACUGUUUGACCAUAAUAGAGAGCUAGAGAUACUACGGUUGACGAAGAAUAGAAUCGCUUCUUUGGAUGAAACUAUUUUCGAUAGGUUGACCCUUCUGAAGGAAUUGUUGGUGGGAGAUCAAUUGAUUGGAUAUUUUGAUGCGGAAAUGUUUAAGAACCUCGGCAAGCUGGAAAUGCUUAACCUAAGCGGAAAUUUGAUAACUGACUUCGGGAUGAUCGAAGAGAUGGAAAUAUUGUUUGGGGUUCUGUCGCUGUCCAAUCAAAAACAUUACGUACCAUCAUAUUCAUCAAUCCAGACGAAGAAUCGCUCACUUUCGACGCUGAUAUUGGAUAACAACGUUAGGCAGAAGUUUGAUCCCGCAACACUCAUAAAAACAGCCAAGCUGCGACACCUUUAUAUGAACGAUAACGAACUAAAAGCAUCGGACAUUCCCUCCUGCGUCAAUAUGCUUGCCGUUACGGAUGUUUGGUUGGAGCGGAACAUGAUUGAGUACCUGGAUAAGAAUAUGUUUUCCGAUUGCCGUAACGUGAAGCUACUCUCUUUCCGGUCUAAUGAAAUACGAAAGAUCGAGCCCGGUUCGUUCGACGUCAUGAACAGCACGCUGGAACAGAUUGACCUUAGCCACAACUUCCUCAACAACAUCUCGAACGUUUUGUCCAAUCUGAGUUCUCUCAGUUUCGUCGAUCUUUCCGACAAUCGUCUGCGUUCGCUAAAGGAUGAUGCAUUCGCUGGAUCGGACGCUCUAACGCAGAUAAAACUAGAUAACAACUUCAUGCAGGACAUUCCGGCAGCGCUAGCCAAAUUACCCAAACUGGCCAAACUGUCACUGGUUGGAAAUAGGAUCAAAUCGACGGUAUCCCCGGGCGCUAAUGGGUUCAUUGCUCUGGUUCAACUUGAUCUGGCGAAUAACUUGAUUAAUACACUUCAGGUUAAACAGUUCCCGAUGUUGAUGGAACUGAACAUUGAAAACAAUCUACUAGAGAGCAUUCCCGAUGAUGCGUUCGAGACGAAUGUCAACUUGAAAACACUGUAUUUGGCCAACAAUAGGAUCACCGGACCGCUAGACCGUUGCUUGCUUCCAGUGCGUCAACUAACAAUGCUGCAGCUUGAUAAUAAUCCCCUUGGUCGUAUUUCCGCCGAUAUGUUCAGCAGUCUAAACCAGUUGGAGACACUUAAACUGAAGAACACAAGCCUUACGAAUCUGAAUAGUAGUCCCUUCGCUUCGUUGAAAAAACUAAACAUACUCGAUUUAUCCGAGAAUCAAAUCAGUACCAUUGGAUUAGAGGAAGUACAAGGACUCAAUGCUGUAAGUGAGCUGUAUCUUAACAACAACGACUUCACCGGGGCCAACCUGAGUGGUUUGUCUGUGCUAGAUGACGUUAAGCUGUUAUCACUUUCGAACAGCAAUUUGACUCCAUCGGAAGAUUUGUUGGCCAACAAGACGAAGCUGGAAGAGUUUUACAUUGAAGGAGCGCAGUUCAACGUUCUCCCAAGUGACUUUUUCCUUUACGUCGGUAAACUAUCCAUCCUGUCUAUUUCGGACAACAAGCAGUUCAACCGACUUCCUAGCACCUUCUUCCAGCAUAUACCCUACUUGAAAAAACUAACGCUAGUGAACAACAGUUUGUCGACGUUAGAGCAAGGAGUAUACGAUUAUUUAGGGGUUCUAGAAGAGUUGUACCUAAGAAACAAUCCACUGCGAACGCUCCAGCCAGACGUGUUCGCCAAGACAUACAGUCUCGAAAUGCUGGACAUUUCGUGUACCAACCUGACUGUCCUACCAGCUGGGUUAUUCAAUUCACUUAACCGUCUCAAGAAGCUUGAUCUGAGCACUAAUCACCUAUCGAAUGAGUUAUCAGAUGGUAUCUUUCAGGGAUUGUAUUCACUAGAGAUACUGCUGCUACAAGACAACGGUAUAGGCAACCUUUCGUCCGGCGUUUUCGAUGGUUUAAUUAGUUUAGAGGAAGUUUACUUAGGACGCAAUCAGCUGAGCUUCCUCGACAAUCGUUUAUUCGCCAACAUGCAUCGUAUGAGGAUACUCGAUUUAUCGGAUAACCAAUUCUCCACCUUCGAUCUGCCCGCUCUGUUCUCCGAGAGACAACUUUUUGCGUUGAAUAUGAAUAGCAACCGGUUGACGACGAUCAAAAUUACAUCAAAACUGCACAGGCUAUCAGUAGAUAACAACGAGCUGAGCGCAAUCGAGCUUGAUGAGGAGAGUAUGUUUAGUUUCCUUAUCCAGAUUUCCGCCUCCCGUAAUCGAUUCACGACCCUGGAAAGUUUUUACCAGUUUACCUUUUUCUUUUUGGAGCUGGAUGUGUCGUUUAAUCGAUUUGAAACAUUCGAUUUGAAGCAAUUGACAAGCCAAUUGGUUGGCCUAAUGGUAGUGAACGCAUCCGAUAGUUAUGUGAACAAUAUUACGGUACCACUUAUCAUUGAUAAUGAGUCACCCCUUGUUCAUCUGGAUGUUUCCAAUAAUAAUAUUACCGGCAUGACGGAGUUAGGUAGUCUGCAGCUUCCCUCACUGCAUAAUUUUGUCUUUGGUGGCAAUCAGAUCGAUAGCUUUUCGCUGGAGGAUUUAACCAAACAAUACACUAAGCUGCGGACGAUCGGUCUCGACGGUAAUCGAGGCAACUGGAGCUGCGACUUCCUUCACGGGCUGGAUCUGGAUCGUUUCAAUCUUAAACUGUGGCAUAAAUCGGAGCAGGAAGGGAAACAACACCAUUGUCCGAAACAAGAGAAAGGUAUCUGCUGCGUUUGAUAGGAGAGAGGCAAUGAUUGGCAAUGAUUCAGGCAAUGAUUGGAACAGCAAAUGGA